AUGUCGCCGGCCGACAUUGACAAUUCGUUGCGCUUUGUUGCCAUCAACGUCCAGGCCAACUUUGCAACUGACAACCUGCCCGAGUUUUUCCGGCGCAUGGUGGAGCUCAACAAGAUCUGGCUCUAUGAUGAGACCAACAUGCGACUCUUGAACCCUCACACAAUGCCCACCAACAUUACCCACCUCGUCAACAACCCGUACCGCUCCCUCGCAUGGGCAGUGCGCAACAACGCUGGCUACGGCAAGACGGAUGAGUCUUUUGCGGACUUUGUCUGGGCUCGCUUCUUCGCCUCGUACAACUUGCUGCCCAAGCCCAACAGCACGGGCGCCGCCAAUCCAUCCUACUGCGAUCUCAACCCCUAUAACAUUGCCUUUUGCUAUCCCCGCGAUGCCGAGUACAUUGGUGCUGGUAAGCCUGAAUUGUUCUGGUUCUCUUACUCUUGGUAA
Molecule: messenger RNA, 447 nt
Organism: Monosiga brevicollis MX1
Lineage: Eukaryota; Choanoflagellata; Craspedida; Salpingoecidae
Exons: 4
Coding region: 1-447 (148 amino acids)
Source: RefSeq, a predicted model, not a curated record